UACAAAUACAGCUCACUAAUCGCUGGCCACGCGUGGACGAGGGGAGACCGGACUGAUCAUCGACACAUAAACAAAUACCCCGACCUUCUUCUUCCUACCUCUGCUCGUUCCAAUCCUUUUCACUCACCAUCUCAUCUCAUCUUGUCUUUCAUCUACACCAGAUCUACGAUAAUACUUAGUACACAAUGUCUCUCCCCUCUACUCAGACGCAGUGGGUUGUCACCAGCAAGGAGAAGGGCUUCGAUGGCCUUGUCAAGGAGCAGGGCGCCGUCCCCCAGCCCGGCGACAACGACGUUCUCGUCCGUCUCUACGGUGCUUCCUUGAACUACCGUGAUCUCAUCAUCCCCCAGGGCAAGUACCCCUUCCCCCUCGACCUCCCCGUCGUUGCCGCCUCCGAUGGCGCCGGUGAGGUUGUUGCCGUCGGCUCCAAGGUCACCAAGUGGAAGAAGGGCGACAAGGUCACCACCCUCUUCAACCAGUGGCACCAGUUCGGCGACAUCGACACUCGCGCCGCCUCCUCGGGCCUCGGCGGUGUUUUCGACGGCACCCUCCGCCAGUACGGCGUCUUCCACGAGGACGGCGUCGUCCGCACCCCCUCCAACCUCGACCACGUUGAGGCCGCCACCCUCGUGUGCGCCGGUCUGACCUCGUGGAACGCCCUCUACGGCCUCAAGACCCUCAAGCCCGGCCAGUGGGUCCUCACCCAGGGUACCGGUGGUGUCUCCCUCUUUGCUCUGCAGUUCGCCAAGGCGGGUGGUGCCAAGGUGAUCGCCACCACCUCUUCCAAGGAGAAGGCCGAGAUGCUCAAGAAGCUCGGUGCCGAUCACGUCAUCAACUACCGCGAGGACCCCAACUGGGGCGAGACCGCCCGCAAGCUCACUCCCAACAACCAGGGUGUUGACCACAUCAUUGAGGUCGGUGGUGCCGGCACCCUCGGCCAGAGCUUGGCUGCUAUCAAGUAUGAGGGCAUCAUUUCCAUUAUUGGUUUCCUCGGCGGUGCUCAGCCCAAGGAGAGCAUCCUCGAGACGCUGAGCAGGAUUUGCACUGUUCGCGGUGUCUAUGUCGGUAGCAGGCAGCUCAUGGAGGAGAUGUGUGCUGCCAUUGAGGCCAACGACAUUCACCCCGUUGUUGACAAGACCAUCUUCACCCUCGACCAGGCCAAGGAGGCUUAUGAGUACAUGUGGGCCCAGAAGCACUUCGGCAAGGUUGGCAUCAAGAUCGAGUAAAUGUGCCAAUGAUUGCGAAUUGGCAUCAAAAGUGGGUAGAGGUUUUGAUGUUAUGAUGAAAUACAAUAGUGUAAUGAUAUCUUGAUGACACGACAAUGGCGCGCCUUACUCUUUGUUCUGGUGAUGCUGAUCCGACUUGGGACAGUUAGCUCUUGCGGUUGUCCUCUCCCACAUUUCCGUUCUAUUUUCUCCCGACUAUACCAUUUUCACAGAUGAUACUCCUGCGGUCCAUUAACCUUGAUUCCGUUCAUAACCCAAAGCCGAUCAACGCCCAUAUCCGCACUGCCACUGUUUAUAAGUUAGCUUGUAUGUCGGUUCGAUCUGACCAGCAGCCGCGUUGGGGUUUCUGAAGAUGAUGUUCUUGGUCUAUCCCACCACAAAAACGUCAAAUGUAUCGCCGCCGGCUGAACCUCCACGCUUUCCAAAUCCUCCACCUGCUUCCCUCCAUCAAUCAGCUUAACCACAUUCCUGGCCGCCACCGCUGCCUGCACCAUUCCCGGCCUCGCCGCCUUAUGCGCCCCCGAAUCCGCAAUAUCGCCCACGGCAAACAUAAAAUUCGAAAACCGUUCAUCAGCGAACUGCAUCGUUGGCUUCACCUUGACAAACCCAUUCCGAGGAUUAAUCACCCUCCCCUUCUCCUCUUCUUUCUCUUCCAGCCCCACCAAGAACUGAUUAUUAGCCUCCUGCCCCGUAGCCUGCACCACCGCAUCCCCCUCCACCACACUCCCAUCCACCAAUCUCACCUCCAUCUUCUUCUUCCCUUCCUCUCCAGGCACCGGCAGUGGCCACCCUCCCUCCUCUGGCGGCACCACCGCCCUUUUGCCAAGUACCGUUUCCACCCCCAGUUCAGCAAACCGCUCCUUGAUGAUCUCGCUCAGUCGCUCAUGAUAAACAGGCAUCAACUGCUGGCGCGAGUGAACCAGCGUCACGCGCUUAGCAGGGUACAGCUCCUUGAGGUCGCAAGCCAUUUGCACCCCCACCGCGCCGCCGCCUACAAUCACCACGUGUUUGGUCUCGGGGUGGACGAUGGCGUUUUGGAAGGAUUGUAGGAACGAAAUGGAGAGAGGUUUGGUGUCGUGGGGGGAGGUGCCUGGUGGCGAAAGGCGGGUGCCGGUUGCACAGAGGAGAAAGUCGAAAGGGAUUUUGGUGGUUUUCUCUAAAGGGGAGGAGGAAAGGGAAGAAGGAAAGGGAACGGGCCGGUCGAGGGUGAGGAGGUUCCCACUCCUGGGCGAGGUGGACAGAGAGAGGACUUUGGCGGGGAGGAUUAGAUGGGAGGAAGGGGAGGAGGAGGAGGAGGAGGAGGAGGAAAAGAGGGAAGUGUAAGGGAUGAAGGCUUUGUGUUCGUGCGAGGGGAGGAUGGCGAAGCGGGGGAAGGCGAAUAGGUGGUGGAAAUGGGUGUGGGGUUCUAUGAGGAUGACCUGGAGGUUGCCUGUGUUAGUUGGUGGGCUGGGGGUUUUUGAUGGUGAGGAUGGAACGAAUGGUGACACUUACUCGGUGAGAUGAGGGAAGGAGGUUUGCGAGUUCUUUAGCUGCGGCCUUCAAGUGAUGGUCAGCAUUUCGUCUUGAUAUUUCGUGCUGUGAAUGGGCAAGAAGGGCUCUAACUCACCUUCCCAACAUAUGACCCUCCCACCACAACCACAUUUUUGAGUGCGUUCGCAGCCAUAUCUGUCUGUGGUUGUUGUACGUCGCGAUCCAUGGACAUUUGAAGAACAAAGCUGAAUAAAAAAAUGACAGAAGCAACUACAAAGGGCGUAGAGAUCAACGAGAAUCUUGGGAAGUACUUCAUUAUCAGAUGGAAAAAUUUAGAGGUAAUCAGUCGAC
Neurospora crassa OR74A is the source of this 3047-nucleotide messenger RNA. RefSeq names its product zinc-containing alcohol dehydrogenase (gene mig-6). The transcript is spliced from 5 exons. Gene Ontology annotation, molecular function: oxidoreductase activity. The record is from RefSeq and is a predicted model, not a curated record. NCBI's taxonomy places the organism in Eukaryota, Fungi, Ascomycota, Sordariomycetes, Sordariales, Sordariaceae. Bases 186 to 1226 code for a protein of 346 amino acids.